AUGGCUAACCGUACAAGCAGCAACUCCACAAAUGAUACUAACAACAACCCUCACACUCCUGCUCCUACUGCCGGAGACUCCACCACAAAUGAUAUUAACAACAACCCUCACACUCCUACUCCGACUGCUGGAAGUCGACACCCGAUCUAUCAUGGUAUCAGAUGCAGGCUUAAGACUGGAAAAUGGGUUUCUGAAAUUCGGGUUCCACACUCGUCCACCCGCAUUUGGUUGGGCACGUAUCCCACACCCGAGAUGGCAGCUGCGGCUUACGAUGCAGCUGCAUUGGCUCUCAAAGGAUCUCAUGCAUUACUAAACUUUCCCGACUCAGUUCUGCCUGAUACUCUUCCUGAGUGUCCCACUGCUGAUGACAUAUGUGCGGUAGCUGCACGCGCAGCAGCUGCUAGAAAUCCGUCAAAUAAGGAGGAGACUGGAAGCAGUACGCGUGGAGAAUUUAUGCCAAAUAAGGAGGAGACUGGAAGCAGUACACGUGGAGGAUUUAUUGACCAUGACGCAGUAUUCAACAUGCCAAAUAAGGAGGAGACUGGAAGCAGUACACGUGGAGAAUUUAUGGAUCAUGACGCAGUAUUCGACAUGCCAAAUAUGUUAUCCGACAUGGCGGAGGGAAUGCUGCUGAGCCCACCGAGAAUGAACUCUAUCCCGCCUCAGGAUCAGUACGAAGAUAGCUCCAGUGGAUGGAAUAAUCUAUGGGACUACUGAAGAUAAGCACAAUAUCGGAAGCUAUGCAUGAAUUAAGCUCUGAAUAUUUGUGCAAAGUUAUAUUUAUAAGAUGUUGGAUUUUCGGUUUUUUAUUGGUGCAUGACUGCAUGCAACUCAAUAGGUUGUAUCCAUCCAUGUAGUUGAUGUCUAUUAUAUUAAUCUAUAUAUAUAAACAAG
Helianthus annuus (common sunflower) is the source of this 894-nucleotide messenger RNA. Its product is annotated as ethylene-responsive transcription factor ERF027-like. Gene Ontology annotation, biological process: regulation of DNA-templated transcription. Lineage: Eukaryota; Viridiplantae; Streptophyta; Magnoliopsida; Asterales; Asteraceae. The record is from RefSeq and is a predicted model, not a curated record. The coding region runs from base 1 to 717 and encodes 238 amino acids. The transcript has a single exon. Gene Ontology annotation, molecular function: DNA-binding transcription factor activity; DNA binding.